CCUGGUUCCCUCUCUUCUCCCCCCAUGUUCCCAAUCUGCUCUGGAGAUCUUGCCUCUUUCCACUUCUCUGGGGGAGAAACCCUAUCUUUAAGAAAAAGUCUUGGGCUGUGUGGCUUAGCACUGUCUUUAUCUUAUAGUCUGUAAGUGGGUGCUGGGUAUUGAACCCAGCUCUUAACCACUGAGCCAUCUCUCCAGCCCCCUCAAAUUUCAAUUUUACAUCUAUGGAAACUGAGGUUUGAGAUGAGAAAUGACCAGGAUUGCCUGGCCAGUCAGUCAGUCAGGGGCAGAGCCAGAGGCCCAGAAUCCAGCCCUUAUCACUUGACUGACACCGGAUCAAACUCACCCUCAUACCCCCACUGGGUAUUCCUGAACACUGACUUUCUUUGCAAGCAGAGUAAAUUACUUGCCUGGGGUUCCCAAGCCAGCCUGGAGGCAUUCUCAUUCCCCAACGCGAAUGCCAGUAUACUCCAGCAGCUCCCACCUGGCAGAAUGUAAACACUGAGGCUUGCACCCUCUAUGCCACGCCCACCCAGGCUGUGCCCGGCUUCCCGAGGUCUCUCCCUAUUCCCAGCUUCCCAGCAGGUCCUAAAUCUUUCCAGAGACAAAGCCCAACCAUCCAAGCAGGGGGUGAGUUGAGGGCGGGAGCAGGCAGCACCUCUGCCAAGGCCCUCGCCUGCCUGCCCUGCAGGGAGGAGCUGGGAGCAGGGGCUGAGGGCUGGCAGCCUUGAGAGCCUGCACUAGAAAGUCGGCACACUGGGAUUGUAGGACCUACAGACUCGCCACACUGUGCGCACCUCUCAUCUGGAAGUGUACCCCGAAUAGCACUAAGAGAGAUGAAUUCAAGUCCUGACUUGUCACCAAGUUCCUGAAUGCCCACGGCUGGACCUGUCCUCUCUCUGACUGUGGUGUGAAGGAGCGGAACCAGCGUGCUAUCUAUCAGGAUGCCUCCUGCUCUGAGAUUGAUUACUCCAUCUCCACAAGAUGGUUGAAUGGUCUGACUGGAAGCCUGUUUUCUGCUGAGCCUAACUCAUUUCUGCUGGAGCUGUAGGUGUGGCCCCCUGGCUACACGUGUCUGCUUUUAAAUUGUCCUCACUCCCAUAUAUCUUCACACACCAAAGAGGACUUCUCUUCUGUAGCAAUUCCAGAAAGAACUGCAGGGCCAGACCCUGUGUUCCUGGCCCAGAAUCGGCCAUGGGGGGCCGUGCCAUUGUCACUGACACCAACAUCUUUUCUGGCCUCGAGAGCAACACCACUGGUGUCACCGCCUUCUCCAUGCCUGCCUGGCAGCUGGCACUGUGGGCCACAGCCUACCUGGGUCUGGUGCUGGUCGCUGUAACAGGCAACGCCACAGUCAUCUGGAUCAUUCUGGCCCACGAGAGAAUGCGCACAGUCACCAACUAUUUCAUCAUCAACCUGGCCUUGGCAGACCUCUGCAUGGCAGCCUUCAAUGCCACCUUCAACUUUGUCUACGCCAGUCACAACAUCUGGUACUUUGGCCGCGCCUUCUGCUAUUUCCAGAACCUCUUUCCCAUCACAGCCAUGUUCGUCAGCAUCUACUCCAUGACUGCCAUCGCUGCCGACAGGUACAUGGCCAUCGUCCACCCCUUCCAGCCACGGCUCUCGGCCCCCAUCACCAAGGCGACUAUCGCGGGCAUCUGGCUGGUAGCUCUGGUUCUGGCCUCCCCACAGUGCUUCUACUCCACCAUCACUGUGGACCAGGGAGCCACCAAGUGUGUGGUGGCCUGGCCUAAUGACAACGGAGGCAAGAUGCUCCUUCUGUAUCAUCUGGUGGUUUUUGUCCUCGUCUACUUCCUACCCCUUGUGGUGAUGUUCGUGGCUUACAGUGUCAUCGGCCUCACUCUGUGGAAACGCGCGGUCCCCAGACACCAGGCUCACGGUGCCAACCUGCGCCAUCUGCAUGCCAAGAAGAAGUUUGUGAAGGCCAUGGUACUGGUGGUGUUGACAUUUGCCAUUUGCUGGCUGCCCUACCACCUCUACUUCAUCCUGGGUAGCUUCCAGAAGGACAUCUACUACCGCAAGUUCAUCCAGCAGGUCUACCUGGCGCUCUUCUGGCUAGCCAUGAGCUCCACCAUGUACAAUCCCAUCAUUUACUGCUGCCUCAACCACAGGUUUCGCUCUGGAUUCAGGCUUGCUUUCCGGUGCUGCCCCUGGGUGACGCCCACUGAGGAAGACAGACUGGAGCUGACUCGCACUCCAUCCCUCUCCAGGAGAGUCAACAGGUGUCACACAAAAGAGACUUUGUUCAUGACUGCGGACAUGACCCACUCUGAGGCUACCAAUGGCCAGGUUGGGAGUCCCCAAGAUGUGGAGCCUGCCGCACCCUGAAGUCUUGAGACUGUCUGCAGGGCCAGGCUUAGUCCCUUUGAGAAACAGCUGAUAGAAAAGGCCUGAUGUAAUAGCUUGUCCCACACUCCAUUCUUCAACCACCAAUAGAAAAAUAAGAUGGUGCCUGGAGCUCCACAGGCAAUGCUAAUACAAAGAGCUCACAUACCCACCAUAAGCAUUCCUGGGAUGGAGGAAAGAGCCAGGAAGACAGGGAGCCAACACUUGGCCAAUCUAGGAGCUGCAAAGUGAAAUGUCUCCCUGCAGUAUAAAGAUGGAUGGGAAAACUGGAUCUCAUUAAAGAUAACUGCAGGUGUCAUGAGAAGAGGCAGUUGAAGGGAUGAUGAGAUGGUAAAGGCACUUGCUGCCUAGCCUGGUGACCUGAGUUCAAUUCCUUAGCCUACAUGGAA
Molecule: messenger RNA, 2753 nt
Organism: Mesocricetus auratus (golden hamster)
Lineage: Eukaryota; Metazoa; Chordata; Mammalia; Rodentia; Cricetidae
Gene: Tacr2
Product: tachykinin receptor 2
Exons: 5
Coding region: 1192-2346 (384 amino acids)
Biological process (GO): positive regulation of flagellated sperm motility; G protein-coupled receptor signaling pathway
Cellular component (GO): plasma membrane; sperm midpiece
Molecular function (GO): substance K receptor activity
Source: RefSeq, a predicted model, not a curated record